UUAAAAUUAAAUUGACAUUGAUUAAUUUUGUGUCGUCCAAUAUUUUAGUUUGCAAAGAGAAGAACAAAAUUUUAUAUAGUUAUUACUUAUAUUCCAAAUUAAAUAAUGUUUCAAGAAUCCCAAUAACAUGGCCCAACAGGAGUCGAUGAAGCAGCAAGAUGAGAAUAUGGCCAAAUUGGUCAUCAACGCUUUCCGCCGCUUAGACGACAAGGGCGGAGGCGUGUCCCCUCAUGAGAUCACGAAGUAUCUGCAGGAUAAAUUUGGUGAUAUAUGGAGUUCAUAUAACUUGACAAAGAGAGCUGAGGAAACUUUAAAGAGAAGCGCAGCCUUAGGAUUUCUUAGCAAGCGAGGAGACCGGUAUUUAGAGAGCGUGGCCCGGAAAUUAACGUGCGGUCGGCGGAGAAGAUCAUGCAGAUGUCGACGCCGCAGGCGCAAGCGCUGCUGCCGGCGACCGCGACGUAGGCGUCGACGCUGCGGCUGUCGAUAGUUCCAAAACAGAUACAGACAGACAGAUAGUUAAAUUUA
Colias croceus (clouded yellow) is the source of this 525-nucleotide messenger RNA. RefSeq lists its product as uncharacterized. The transcript has a single exon. Bases 128 to 487 code for a protein of 119 amino acids. The record is from RefSeq and is a predicted model, not a curated record. Lineage: Eukaryota; Metazoa; Arthropoda; Insecta; Lepidoptera; Pieridae.